UACCUGAUUGGCUACAGGGCGACCAACCGGCGCCUCCCAUUGGCCAGUUUCUCUUGCCCCGCCUGCCGAAUCAAUUCAAGAUGGCAGCCAAGUGUGGGUUGUUGUUUCCACGACUGUUAACGUGGAGGUUGCUACAGGCCCGUGGCUUUCCACAACGUUCUGCACCCGGCCCGGGCCUAGGAGCGAGGCUUUAUUCCCGGGGCGACUCUUCGUACUCGCGCACAGCGCUAUAUGAUCUCCUUGGCGUCCCCUCCACAGCCACGCAGGCCCAAAUCAAGGCGGCUUACUACCGUCAGUGCUUUCUCUACCACCCGGACCGCAACUCCGGCAACGCCAAGGCUGCCGAGCGCUUCACCCGCAUCUCCGAGGCCUACGUGGUUCUGGGCAGUGCCACCCUCCGUCGCAAGUAUGAUCGCGGCCUGCUCAGCGACGAGGACCUGCGCGGACCCGGCGUCCGGCCCUCCAGGACGCCCGCAGCCGACUCCGGCUCGCCGCGUCCCCCGCCGCCCACCUCUCGGACCCACAGCGGUUCUUGGACCGCCCCCGACGCCAACCGCACGAAGUUCAACUUUGACGCCUUCUACCAGGCCCACUACGGGGAACAGCUGGAGCGGGAACGGCGCCUGAGGGCCCGGCGGGAGGCUCUUCGCAAGCGACGGGAAUCUCUGGCCCUGACCAGCCGUCCCUGGGAGGACAUCCGAGACACGGGUGUCGUUUUCUUCCUCUUCGGAAUCUUCAUCACCAUUGUCAUCGUUGGCUUUUAUAUUUAGCGGGAGAGAGGAAGGAAGGGGAGCGUCCCCAGCCAGCCCCCAGAAAACGGCCUUUUUUCCUGCCCCAGAAUUCUUGGCCAUUGAUAGCCUACCUCAGCUGGGAUCCGAAGGAACUGUGCUCCCCCUCCCCUCCCGGACCCACCCAACAUAGCCGAUGACCUGCACAUCCCUUCCCUAUGGUCCAGAAAAGGAGGCCUCAUAUGCCUGAGAAAGAGGCCCCACGCUAAAGAGUCCCGAGAGCUCACGAGUGAGGGGUCCCUGGAGUCUCCAGGGUGCUUCUUCCAGAAGUUGCCUUCCUGCUUCCAGAUGUGGCUAACUUCUGUAACACUCGCUGUAGCUUGAUUGUAAAGCCUCGGGCAGGAUUUAUCUGCUCCUGCCCCGCGUGUGUACGGUGGGGCUCCUCUGUAACCUUGAAAUGUGCAAUGUGACCAUUUGUUGGCUGCCAAAAGAAAAGGUCUGGGGUUGUACCAAACUUGUCUUUCUGUGAGUUCCCCAAGUGGCAGGUGAGACCUGGUCCAGGGUAAGAAUGGGGUCUGUGGACAGCCUGCCAUUCCUCCCUCUAAAGUCAGCCCCCUGGGGCACUCCCCUUUCUGUUGAUAGCAUGUGGGAGUGAGGAAACAAGGUCACUGAGCAUAAGGAAUGAGUGUUCCUGGGCCCGUAUUAAUGUGUGACCUUGGAGAAGUUACUCUGUGAGCCUGACAGCAGAGGAGAGAAUCAUUUGACAUUGUUUUGUUUGUUUUUGUUUUUCAGAAGGGGUCUCGCUCUGUUGCCCCGGAUGGAGUGCGGUGGUGCAAUCUCGGCUCACUGCAACCUCUGCCUCCUGGGUUCAAGCUAUUCUCCUGCCUCAGCCUCCUGAGUAGCUGGGAUUACAGGUGCCUGCCAACAUAUCGAGCUAGUUUUUGGAUUUUUAGUAGAGCGGGGAUUUCACCAUGUUGGCUAGGAUGGUCUUCAACUCCUGACCUCAGGCAAUCUGCCCGCUUCAGCUUCCCAAAGUGCUGGGAUUUCGGGUGUGAGCCACCUUGCCUAGCCUAUUAUCCAUUGUUCUAAUCUGUGGGGAUUAUAGCAUGAUGCCAGCAGGGCCGCGUUCAUCCUUGGGACAGCGUGGCUGUCACCUGGCCCUCCUUUUACCAGCCAACCCCAUUGCACACUGUGCAGCCCAGCCCCUCCCAGAAAUGGAAUGCCAGACUCCGUGCUUGAGUCUCCUGCUGCUGUUUAACUUGCAGUGCUUAUCACAGGCCCUGCGUGAACCUUUGAAACAAGGCUGCUUGAUGCUGGGGUAAACUUUGGGACUUUGGGAGUAGACAGGACUACGGAGGGAUGGGGGCCUUGCUGUUCAAGGUGGCGACUUGGUUCUUUAUGCAGAGCUGACUAAAGGCGUGGUUUCUUUCCCUCUGUUUCAUGUUAACUAGUUGCUCAUCGUUUGGUCAGAGCUGCUGCUGAGCACUCUGAACUGUGAGUCACUGGACAUUGGCAGUGAGCUGGCGGUGAGAUUGUAGGUGCUCGAGUGUUUACGCACAGGACUGAGUGUAAAUCUGUAAAAAGGGAAAAUCCUCGAAAGAGGUCUACGAGAUGGAUGAGGGCCCAAGUCUAGGGUCUAAACAAAGCCAGGAGUGGUUUGAUGUACUACUGAGGGCCAUAAUUGCGUGCAAUCCCUGUACUCAAUGUGUUGUGUAAAAUCCUUAUGUAAAAUGGGAUAAACCCACAGCUGGUCCUGCUUA
Callithrix jacchus (white-tufted-ear marmoset) is the source of this 2488-nucleotide messenger RNA. RefSeq names its product DnaJ heat shock protein family (Hsp40) member C30 (gene DNAJC30). Lineage: Eukaryota; Metazoa; Chordata; Mammalia; Primates; Cebidae. The record is from RefSeq and is a predicted model, not a curated record.